Messenger RNA from Paramecium octaurelia, 684 nucleotides. The record is from the annotation of a GenBank genome assembly. Lineage: Eukaryota; Ciliophora; Oligohymenophorea; Peniculida; Parameciidae.
UAUAUUUAUAAUUAAUGGGAAUUUCAAGAGACAGUCGACAUAAGAGAAGACUUACAGGAGGUCGCAUGCCAAUUCAUAAAAAGAAGAGAGCAUUUGAGAAAGGAAGAUAAGCUGCAAUGACAAAAUUAAUUUCUGGAGAAAAAAGAGUCAGAAGAAUUAGAGUUAGAGGAGGAAAUUUCAAAUUUAGAGCACUUCGCCUAUCUGAAGGCAAUUUCUCUUGGGCCAGCCAAGGUGUUGCAAAAAAAGCAAAAAUAGUUGAGGUUGUUUACCAUCCUUCUAACAAUGAAUUGGUGAGAACAAAAACUUUAACAAGAGGAGUUAUUGUAUAAGUAGAUGCUACCCCAUUCAAAUAAUGGUAUGCUAAAAAAUACAAUGUUGAAUUGGGACCAAAAAAGAAAGAUAAAAAAGUAAAUAUUAUAUUGAAAUCUUAGGAUGCACCAGCAGAAUAAACAAAAAAAUCAAAUUCUCUAUAAAAAAAACUUGCAUAAAGAGCAAAAGAUAACGUUAUUGAUUAAUUGGUUCAAGAGCAAUUCUCUAAUCAAAGGUUAUUGGUUAGAAUAACUUCAAGACCUGGAUAAUCAGGAAGAGCUGAUGGCUAUAUUCUAGAAGGAAAAGAAUUAGAAUUCUAUGUUAAAAAAGUUGAAUAAAAGAAAAAAUGAUAUCAUUAGUACAUUAAAUUUGCAC